AUGAAUAUCACAGAAAUUAUCCUCUUAGGUUUUGGAAAAUUUAGUCAAUGGAAAAAUGCAAUGUUCUUUGUUUUCCUUGUGAUUUAUAUCAUAUCCAUGACUGCAAAUGUUCUUAUUGUAAUUAUAGUUGUGAUUGAUCGGCAUCUUCAUACACCCAUGUAUUUCUUUCUAGCAAACUUGUCAUGCCUAGAGACUUGCUAUAUCUCUAAUAUCUUACCCCAAAUGAUGGAGGGCUUGUUGACUGAUGAAAUGGCAAUUUCAUUCAGUGCCUGCUUUGUACAAUUUUUUUUCUUUGGUUAUCUAAUGGCAACUGAAUGUUAUCUCCUCUCAGUGAUGUCAUAUGAUCGGUAUUUAGCUAUAUGUGAGCCAUUGCACUAUGCAACACGCAUGAACGCACACAUUUGCAUCCAACUUGCUGCUUCUUCAUGGAUUAACGGACUUCUAGCCACUUCAGUCCUGCUGAUUUUCAUGCUACAGUUAACAUACUGUGGCCCCAAUAAAAUUAAUCAUUACUUUUGUGAUUCUGUCCCACUUAUAAAACUUUCCUGUAGUGACACCAGCCUAGUGGAACUAAUGAGUUUUAUCCUGGCAUUUGUAUUCACCCUGCCACCUUUUCUCUUCACUUUGACAUCCUACAUAUACAUACUAACCACUAUCUUGAGAAUUCCUUCCAGAAGUGGGAGAAAAAAGGCUUUUUCUACGUGUUCCUCUCACCUUAUCGUGGUUUCUACCUUUUAUGGAACCAUUAUGAUUGUGUAUAUGUUACCGAAGAUGGAAGCACUCAGUGAUUUCAGCAAAGUUGCGUCUCUCCUGUACACACUCCUGCCCCCUGUUGCAAAUCCUCUAAUAUACAGCUUGAGAAAUAAGGAGGUAAAAAUGCCAUAG
Messenger RNA from Varanus komodoensis (Komodo dragon), 885 nucleotides. RefSeq names its product olfactory receptor 5-like. Bases 1 to 885 code for a protein of 294 amino acids. Gene Ontology annotation, molecular function: G protein-coupled receptor activity; olfactory receptor activity. Lineage: Eukaryota; Metazoa; Chordata; Lepidosauria; Squamata; Varanidae. The transcript has a single exon. The record is from RefSeq and is a predicted model, not a curated record. Gene Ontology annotation, cellular component: membrane. Gene Ontology annotation, biological process: G protein-coupled receptor signaling pathway.